UAAACUGCCUGCAUUCGCAGUCUUCAAGAUAAUGAACGGGAAUUGCGUAAAGUUGGAUUUACUGAGCUUGGUAGUCACGCCUCUUGAGCUUUCGUAGAUGACGUUACGUUUUUGCGUGAUUGUUGGGGGAUUGGAUGCUAAGACUUUAGUAUAUGUAGUUUUUGACAUGGGUGAAUUUAGUAAUGGCUCGUGUUCUAAAUCACGGUUAUUGUUUUGUUCCUUGUGGUCAGAGCAUUGACAGCAUUUUUGGAACUUCAUUUGAGCAAAAUCUGCGCCAUGUAGAAAGCAGAUCAAAGACCUUGUUUGAAGAAAUUAGAGCUUCAGUUAUAAACAACGAUGAUUCUAACCGUUCAUUUUGGAAACCUGUUCUUCCUUGGGGAGGAGUAUUUGCAAUUAGAGCUGGCCGCAAAGCUGUAUCCUGCAUACCCUUGUAUGUUGAAAUAAGCCUGAAAAACACAUGCUCUAUUGAUGGAUUUUUAAUGUUGCUUUAUGUUAUUCUUCGAGAAAACAGUACUUUUCCAAGGGAGUUGUCCAGCUACUUUGGCAAAGAGUUUAUUGAUCAUUUUCUUUAUUUGAUGGAUUCUUACGAUUUUACCACAGUGAAGUUAUUAUGGAUCUGGAACAAGAUGGAAAAACAACAGUACAAAUCAAAAAUUCACAAAGCUUCUUUAGAGAUAGAUUUGUUUGGAAAUGAGCACGAAAACUUUACAAAAAAUCUUGAGAACCUCAUGUCUACAGUGCAGGAAAGCUAUUGUUCUAGCUGGAAGUGUCCACUGCGUGUACAAAAAGAUAUGCAAAAAACAGUUACAAUCAAUCCUCCAAAUGAAAUUCCCCAUGGUGACCUUAUACAGCAAGCUGUGGAAGAAUUCUUCUCUUCAAGGCUAGAGAAGUGUGAAGAAUACAGAUGUGUUGGGCAAAGGCAGUUCUCUCAGCGCAUUUUCUGUUACGGACCACCACCUUUUGUCAUUUUAAAUAUGCAGCAGUGGAAGUCUGAAGAACUGGCUUACGUGCCUUACCAUCUUGCAUUAUCCAGUCACAAGUACUUUUUAGAGGGUGCUACCCUCUUUAACAAGGAGGAACACCAUUAUUCUGCAGCUUUUCAGAUUGAUGGAUUCUGGAUGCAUUAUGAUGGGCUAAGGACAGACAACCUCAUUUUACUAGUGAAACCACCUGAAUUUCUCCUGUUGUCUUCCCUGGUGUAUAUUCGAGCAAGUGGAAGAUGAUUUUUUUUUUUUUUUUAACUCGUGUGACACAGACAUGAGCCUGCAAUUGUUUUAUUCCCAUCAGCUCUGCAAGGGCUUGUUGAUUUGCUUGGCAUCCAAGAAAAAAAAGUUUGGACUACAGUAGUUCUGAAAUGUUUUAGCCAAAGUAAACUGAAAGUGGAUAACAUUUUUGAAGACUGUAGAUAACAUGUAAAACUAUGCAUUAAUUUCAGGGACAGUAAAAUAAUUUUAUAAAAAUGUUUACAAUUAUUUUUGUAAAUAAAUUUAAUAUUGGUGUUUCAGUUA
Messenger RNA from Protopterus annectens (West African lungfish), 1508 nucleotides. It is a transcript of the gene DORIP1, whose product is annotated as chromosome chr6.part0 C14orf28 homolog. The transcript is spliced from 5 exons. NCBI's taxonomy places the organism in Eukaryota, Metazoa, Chordata, Ceratodontiformes, Protopteridae. The coding region runs from base 183 to 1223 and encodes 346 amino acids. The record is from RefSeq and is a predicted model, not a curated record.